AAAAAUCUCAAGGUGCUUUCUCGGUUUAUAUAGGCUGCAAUGACGCCUCUCCAAAGAUUGUUGACACUCUCCUUCUUUUCCCCGCACGUGGUUCCCACUUAUUCCUCUCUCUCCGUCUUCUUCUGUUGUCCUUCAUACCAGUCACAGAGCAACUAGAGUCACCAUGAGCACCACAAAGAACCCCCCAAGACCGCGCACUCUGCGCAGGUUGUCCAGCGAGGAUGCCACAGCUGACCUUCUAUCGCGUGGUCCCGCCAUCGUUGUGCCUCCUCAUCUCGUCGAUCAGGAAGCCAACGAGUUUGCUGCUUCUAUGGAAUUGGCCAGACAGGAGAUUGAAGCAAUCACUCCUCUUGAGGAGGAUGGUACACCCAAGGAAUCAACUGUCACUGACAGAUACGCAUAUGCCUUCGAUAUCGACGGUGUGUUGAUCCGUGGAGGUCGUCCUAUUCCGGAAGCUGUUGAGGCCAUGAAGGUCCUCAAUGGUCAAAACCAAUACGGAAUCAAGAUUCCCUACAUUUUCCUUACAAACGGUGGUGGCAAGACUGAGCAGGAGAGAUGCAUUCAGCUCAGCAAACAGCUUGACAUUGAAGUCUCGCCUGGUCAGUUCAUUUGCGGUCACACACCCAUGAAGGAGAUGGCCGACAAGUACAACACCGUUCUCGUCAUCGGUGGUGAAGGUGACAAGUGUCGCCAAGUCGCUGAGGGCUAUGGCUUCAAGGACGUCGUCACCCCCGGAGACAUCAUCAAGCACAACCCUGACACAACGCCUUUCCGCACCAUGACCGAGGAGGAGUUGAAGUACUCGCGUACUCGUGACUUCACCAACGUCAAGAUCGAAGCCAUCUUCGUCUUCGCCGACAGCCGUGACUGGGCUGGUGACCAGCAAAUCAUCUUGGAUCUUCUCAUGUCCAAGGGCGGUGUCCUCGGCACCCGCUCUGAGACUCUUCAGGAGGGUCCCCCAGUCUUCUUCUCGCACAACGAUGUCAUCUGGUCGGCUUCCCACGAACACACCCGUCUCGGCAUGGGAGCUCUUCGUGUCUCCCUCGAGGCCAUGUACAAGGCCGUCACUGGUAAGGACUUGGAGACCGUUGCCUUUGGCAAGCCCCAGAUUGGCACAUUCCAGUUCGCUACUCGUCUUCUGCAACAUUGGCGCAAGGUCACUCACGGUAUUGACGCUCCUCCGGACACUGUCUACUUCGUCGGUGACACUCCUGAGUCGGAUAUCCGUGGAACCAACGAGUUCAACAAGGUCGCUGAUCAGAACUGGUACUCCAUCCUCGUCGAGACUGGUGUAUACCAAGCUGGCACCACUCCUCGCUUCGAGCCCAAGGCCACCGUCCCCAACGUCCUGGAUGCCGUCAUGCACGGUAUCGAGCGUGAGCGCCAAAAGCAGCUCCGCGAGAUCAUCGGUGUCACCAAGUCCCUCGAGGGCUCCGCUAUCUCAGACACUCCUCAACCUUCUCGCCCUUCGACCCCCCCUGCCGCAUAGGAGUAAGAUUGCUGCUUAAAGCACAACCCAAUCCAUACCCAAUACCCUCGUCACGGCCUUUCGAUUCGGCGUUUUUCACCACACCAUAGACUCGG
Aureobasidium pullulans EXF-150 is the source of this 1584-nucleotide messenger RNA. Its product is annotated as HAD superfamily hydrolase-like protein. The record is from RefSeq and is a predicted model, not a curated record. Gene Ontology annotation, biological process: glycerophospholipid biosynthetic process. NCBI's taxonomy places the organism in Eukaryota, Fungi, Ascomycota, Dothideomycetes, Dothideales, Saccotheciaceae. The coding region runs from base 164 to 1489 and encodes 441 amino acids. The transcript has 2 exons. Gene Ontology annotation, cellular component: mitochondrion.